This is a messenger RNA of Lactuca virosa, 1577 nucleotides long. The record is from the annotation of a GenBank genome assembly. Lineage: Eukaryota; Viridiplantae; Streptophyta; Magnoliopsida; Asterales; Asteraceae.
AAAGUAACGAAUCUGACUAGUUAGGAAGGUAGAGCCGUUAGGUUAUAUACCACUUCUAUAUAAAGUAGUCCUUUGCAUGCAAAGACUCCGCACAACAAAAACUAGCUCUUAAACAUUUCUCUCCCCUACGAACUUGCUUUCUUAACAUGACAAUAUUUUCAGUUUUCGCAAUCUUGAUUUUUUCUUUGUUCCUUCUUGUCUCUCCAGGGGUGCAUGGCUUGACCGAAUCUGAAAUAAGAUCAUGGUGCAGCCAAACACCUCAUCCCGACUCUUGCGAGUACCUCUUCGCCGGUAAACCGAAUUUAGGCCCGAUAAAGCAAAAACCUGAUUUCAUCAACGCGAUAUUGAAACUCACCCUAGAGAAAGCUUCAAAUGCCGAGGUGAAUACUCGAUCGCUUGGAGGGAAAUGCCGCAACAAGCAUGAAAAGGCUGCAUGGCAAGAUUGCCUAGAGCUUUACGAAACCACUGUUCAUAGGAUCAACAUGACUAUUGAUCCUCAAAGGAAGUGUAGCCAGGUUGAAAGGCAGACCUGGCUUAGCACAGCUCUUACGAAUCUCGAGACCUGUAAGACAGGAUUCGAGGAGGUGGGUAGCGGUGAAUACUUGUUACCAUUAAUGAACAAUAAUUUAUCCGCCUUAAUUAGCAAUACAUUGGCAAUGAACAAAGGAGGAUCUACACAAAACUACGAGCCUAGAUAUCGGAAAGGUUUUCCUACUUGGGUAAAGCCCGGUGAUCGGAAGCUAUUACAAUCAUCAAACCCCGCUCCAAACGCUAACAUUGUGGUGGCUCAAGACGGUUCUAGUGGUUAUAAGACCAUCGGAGCUGCUAUAGCGGCUGCAAAGUCAGGGUAUGUUAUAUAUGUUAAAGAAGGCACUUACAAUGAAAUAGUUCAGAUUGGAUCCAAAUUGAACAACAUAAUGCUAGUAGGAGAUGGGAUUGGAAAAACUAUCAUAAGCGGUAGUAAAAGUGCUGGAGGAGGUGCUACCUCUUUUAGUUCAGCUACCUUCGCAAUUGUAGGAGAUGGAUUUAUCGGUCGUGGUAUCACUAUUAGAAACACAGCAGGGCCACAAAACCAUCAGGCGGUGGCCCUUCGUAGUGCUUCUGAUCUAUCGGUGUUCUAUCAAUGCAGCUUUGAAGGCUACCAAGAUACACUCUACGUUCUCUCGAACAGACAGUUUUAUAAAGAAUCACAAGGUCGGACUGACCCAAAUCAAAACACGGGAAUUUCGAUCCAUGAUUCUCGUGUCGCGGCUGCUUCAAGCCUAAGUGGGGUUAAAACUUAUCUUGGUAGACCGUGGAAGGAAUAUUCGAGGACUGUUUACCUCAAAACGUACCUUGAUAGUAUAGUGAACCCAGCGGGUUGGUAUCCUUGGAGUGGUAAUUUCGCGCUUAAUACGUUGUAUUAUGGAGAGUAUAUGAACACGGGCCCUGGUUCAUCGACUGCUAAUAGGGUAAAAUGGAAAGGCUACCAUGUUAUCACAAGCGCCACAGAGGCGUCAAAGUUCGACGUCCAGAAUUUCAUCAGCGGUGGAUCUUGGUUGCCGCCAACCGGCGUUCCCUUCACUUCUGGCCUUUAA